Rhinichthys klamathensis goyatoka is the source of this 775-nucleotide messenger RNA. RefSeq names its product ependymin related 1 (gene epdr1). The transcript is spliced from 3 exons. Lineage: Eukaryota; Metazoa; Chordata; Actinopteri; Cypriniformes; Leuciscidae. Gene Ontology annotation, biological process: cell-matrix adhesion. The record is from RefSeq and is a predicted model, not a curated record. Gene Ontology annotation, molecular function: calcium ion binding. Gene Ontology annotation, cellular component: lysosome; extracellular region. Bases 131 to 775 code for a protein of 214 amino acids.
UCUGUGUAUUUUUUUAUUUGUGGAUUUGAGACACCAGCGCAAACACUGCGGCUGGGGGGAAAAACACUCCAAUCAAAGGCGUUGUGUCAAUAUUUAAAUUUCAUGUAAUUAUCGAUUUGCACCAACAGAAAUGUCAGGCUUUGUGGUUUUUGCGCUGGUAUCGUCAUUGUCCGCGAUGGUGCCGUGUCUGGGCUCUCCUCCUCCGUCAGUAGCGGCGGCGCCUCAGCCCUGCCUCGCGCCGUUACAGUGGGAGGGUCGGACCGUUCAAUAUGACCACGGCACGGGACGAAACACACGGGCAGCGGUCUCCUAUGAUGCACAGAGUCAGCGAAUUAGGGUUCUGGAGCAGAAGACAGGACACACACCUUGUAAAAAGUUCUUUGAGUACAUCUACUUGUUCAAGAGUGGAGUGCUUUUCCAGAUUGAGGAAAUUACCAAGCAGUGUGCAAAGAUCGCUCUGACGGAGGCCUGGGACCCUUAUGAUAUACCCCUGAACUCCACAUAUGAGGACCAGUACUUCAUUGGAGGACCUGGAGACAUGAUUGAAGUUCAAGAAUGGUCUGAUCGAAAACCGGCCCGCAAAAAUGAAGCUUGGGUUGGUGUGUACACUUUGAAGGACUGCUAUCCUGUACAGGAGACAUACGCAAAGAACAGUAGCUUGACCAUGUCCACUCGCUUCUUUGACCUUCAGCUGGGCAUCAGUGACCCUGAGGUGUUCAACCCACCCAGCACCUGCCAGUCAGCACUGUCUGAGAAGAUGACAUCCGACUGCUGA